GUCAGUGACAGUGAAGUUUAUGUGGUGUAUUUUCAUCAAAUCAAAAGGAAUGUCAACGUUUUAUUAACUAUUGACAUAAUAAUAAUGACCCAGGGCACAGUUAAAUUUACUAAAAAACAUGGAUUCGAGAACAUAUUCCAAGAGGUGAUAAGUGGCAACUACCCAGCACACAAUGUGAACAGAAUGAACAUAACUCGGUUAAAACAUUUGGUAGUGCGUCUUGUAGAGUUUACAUCUAUCCAAGUGAGCGCCAAAAUCAGACCUUCAGUAUGUGAGACCAAUUUGACAAAUAAUUUGUCGUUGGACAGUGAAGUGCUGGUACCCAAAUUACAAAAUAAGAACAAUUAUAAAGAGUUUCGAAGCAGUUUGAAAAGAGUUGUAAUUGAUUGCUGUGAUUUUUUCAAGACCUGUAGUCCACAAUGGCCUCCUCAUGGAAAAUCGUUUGAGAAUGACGAAAAUUUUGAUUUCAUUCAAGCUAAGGCUGAGAAAAGGAGGUUGAGGACCUCUUACUCUGAAAGUACUGUGAGCAAAAGACGAAAAACAUUAUUGCCCUGUAAUGAAAAGAAGUGUAAAAGUCAACCAUAUAUACCGUUAUCCAGAUGUGUACCUGGACCACAAGAACCAAGUAAGCCUUUGACUCAAGCUGACUUUCUAGGUAUAUUCAAAUUAAAUUUAAAUAACAAUGAGAUUCCAAAACCUCAAGUGCCAAAUAGUACUAAACCAAAUCGUCUUCAGAACUGCCCUAACAUCCCCCUUUCGUCAGAUUUAGGACAACUUCUAAUCAAAUUGGAAAAUCACAAAGUACCAAGUAGUGUUAGUGAAAGAAAACUAGACAAACUUCAAUGGUAUAUAAAUAGAGACAGUCAACCAAUUACGAAUGUUCAAUUUGAAGUGAGUUAUUGUCCCAAUAAGAAAAAUACAAACCUAGGCCGUGAGUACAAAUUUCCUGUAAAACAACACCAUCAACUCUCAGGAAAUCAUCAUUUUGAAAAGUUUAAGUACAAAUUGUGCAAACCUCUUACAGUUGUGCUACAGAAUGAGGAUUUGUUCUGGGCAGCGUACGUCCCUUGUGACUCCCAGUAUAAAGAUGCAGUACAACUGACUUUAGAACAAAUAGACGUCAUAAGAAGGUUAACGGAUCAAUACAAUCCUCGAUUGACGUUGUGCACUUCUUCUGAGGAGAUCAAGAGUGCGUACAAGCGGCGGCAACUCUGCUCGUUAAUAGGAGUUGAAGGAGGUCAUUCAUUGGCUGGAAGUUUAGCUGUUUUGAGGACUCUCUAUCACGUGGGCGUUAGAUAUUUGACACUCACCUCCACUUGUAAUACGCCUUGGGCUGACUGUUCCCACGCAGACCUCCCUGGUAAAAAGCCGGAACAUGGAGGACUAACUAACUUCGGAAAGAGUGUUAUCAAAGAAAUGAACCGACUGGGUAUGAUCGUCGAUCUUUCUCAUGUGUCAGUGAACACGAUGCGAGAUGCCUUGGAAGUUUCGAAAGCACCUGUCAUCUUCAGUCACUCUUCGGCGCAUGCGCUUUGCAACUCGACUCGAAACGUGCCGGAUGACACGUUGAGGAAGUUAGCGAUGAACAAGGGGGUUAUUAUGGUCAAUUUCUAUUCGCUGUUUUUGACCUGUAAAGAAGUCUCUACCAUCGCAGAUGCUGUAGCCCAUAUAAAUCACAUCAGAGAAGUGGCCGGUGUGGAUAGCGUCGGUAUUGGAGCAGGAUACGACGGCAUAAACUACGUUCCUCAAGGAUUGGAAGACGUCUCCUCCUAUCCAACUUUAUUCGCCGAACUAAUAGGAACCGGAAAAUGGACCGUGGAUGACCUAAAGAAGUUGGCGGGACUCAACUUUCUCAGAGUUUUUCAAGAGGCUGAGAAAAUACGAGACGAGUUCAAGAAAGCCAACGUACCGCCCUAUGAGGACGUUAUGCCGAAGCCCAAAGACACCAACUGUUCGUCUCAAAUCAAUUGAUCAAUAUUUUAAAGAUAAAUAUCUAUAUAGUAAUACUUUUUCAUAUUUGUAGGAUUCUGUGAUUAUGUGAUAAAAAUACUAGGUAGAUAUUU
Molecule: messenger RNA, 2063 nt
Organism: Diabrotica virgifera virgifera (western corn rootworm)
Lineage: Eukaryota; Metazoa; Arthropoda; Insecta; Coleoptera; Chrysomelidae
Product: dipeptidase 1
Exons: 8
Coding region: 85-1971 (628 amino acids)
Biological process (GO): proteolysis
Molecular function (GO): metallodipeptidase activity
Source: RefSeq, a predicted model, not a curated record